This is a messenger RNA of Brassica oleracea var. oleracea, 2826 nucleotides long. RefSeq lists its product as uncharacterized. The record is from RefSeq and is a predicted model, not a curated record. Gene Ontology annotation, molecular function: DNA helicase activity. The coding region runs from base 1 to 2826 and encodes 941 amino acids. NCBI's taxonomy places the organism in Eukaryota, Viridiplantae, Streptophyta, Magnoliopsida, Brassicales, Brassicaceae. The transcript has 4 exons. Gene Ontology annotation, biological process: DNA repair; telomere maintenance.
AUGGAUAAGAGGGAUAUUGUUCUGCAGCAUAAGUGUGGACGACUAACAAGGAUUGAUGAGAUUCAUAUUUCCUAUCUAGCACUUCAAUAUCCUCUAUUAUUUGUGUAUGGUGAGGAUGGUUUCAGGGUUGGAAUUAAGAAGGGUGUCACAGAGGCUUCAAAGAAACUCAAAAAAGAUUCUAUUAGUAUGAGGCAGUUUUUUGCUUUCCGGUUGCAAGAGCGAGAAAAUGAGUCUCAUGCCCUGCUUUACUCAAGAAGGUUAUUUCAACAAUUCAUAGUCGAUGCCUAUACUACAAUUGAAUCUAACAGACUGAGGUAUUUGAAGUUUAAUCAGACAUGCUUGCGUUCAGAUAGUUACGACUCUAUCAAGGACUCUGAGAAUGCUGGUCAGACAACUAUGAACGAGCAAGGUCAGCAAUUUCUUCUGCCAGCUACAUUUACUGGCGGUCCAAGAUACAUGAAGAAUAUGUACUUAGACGCUAUGGCCAUUUGUAGACAUUUUGGUUUUCCAGACCUUUUCAUCACAUUCACAUGCAAUCCAAAAUGGCCUGAACUUACAAGAUUUAAUCAGAAACGAGGCUUGCAAUCAGAUGACAGGCCGGAAAUUAUUUGUCGGAUGUUUAAGAUGAAACUCGACAGCUUGAUGAAUGAUCUAACAAAGAAGCAUAUUUUGGAAAAAGUCGCUUCAUCUAUGUACACAGUUGAGUUUCAAAAAAGAGGCCUGCCACAUGCUCACAUUCUGCUUUUUAUGCAUCCUUCCUCCAAAUUUCCAAAAACAGAAGACAUUGAUAAAAUCAUAUCAGCUGAGAUCCCAGACAAAACAUCUGAUCCUGCUCUUUACAAUGUUGUUAAGGAUAUGAUGAUUCAUGGUCCAUGUGGAGCUGCUAAUAUGAAUUCACCAUGUAUGGAAAAUGGGAAGUGCCAGAAGAGUUUUCCUAAACAUUUCGCUGAGAAUACUAUGGUGAAAAAAGAUGGAUUUCCGGUUUAUAGAAGACGUGAGCAAUCUGAUCGUUAUGUUGAGAAGAACGGUUUGAAAUGUGAUAACAGAUGGGUCAUCCCUUACAACAAGAAACUCUCUCUUCGUUACCGAGCUCAUAUAAAUGUAGAGUGGUGCAACCAGACUGGUUCUAUUAAGUAUAUGUUUAAAUACAUUAAUAAAGGAGCAGACCGUAUAACUGUGGUUGUCGAACCACCAGGUCCACAAGUGGAGCCAACAACAGUUACAAAUCAACCUUUACCAAACUUAGCAGCAGAGACCUCAUCGAUAGGGAAUGAUGGUGGUGUAUUGAAACAGAAUGUGGAGAUUAAAAAGAAUGAAAUAAAGGAUUUCUUUGAUUGCAGAUAUGUUUCUACUUGUGAAGGAGCUUGGAGGAUUUUUAAAUUCCCUAUACAUUAUAGAUCCACAGCGGUUGAGAAGCUAUCAUUUCAUCUACCAGGGAAACAAAACAUUAUCUUCAAAGGGAGGGACAGACUAAAGGAAGUGGUUGGUCGUAAGCUCAUUGAAAACACAAUGUUUUUGGCUUGGUUUGAGCUGUGUAAGGCUGAUGCUUUUGCUCGGACCCUGACGUAUGUUCAGAUUCCCAACUAUUACACUUAUUCGAAGACCCAGAAGAAGUUCAGUAGAAGGAAGCAAGGAUUCAGCGUUGGAAGAAUUAAUUAUGCCCCGCGUAAACAAGAAAGUUCUUAUUAUUUGAGAGUGCUGUUGAACUAUGUCAAAGGUCCGACCAGUUAUCAGGAUAUUAAAACCUAUGAUGAUGUGGUUUAUGAGCGGUACAAAGACGCAUGCUAUGCUCGAGGAAUAUUGGAUGAUGACCAGGAGUAUAUCGAUGACUUAGUCAGGCGUAGUUACGAUAGUACUGCAGCUGUUGUUCGUGAUCUUUUUGUUAUGAUGCUUCUGUCAUAUAGUCUGUGUCAGCCAGAGGGGGUUUGGGAAAAAACUUGGGAACUGUUAUCUGAAGAUAUCGAGUAUAACCGCAGAGUGCAUUUCAAUAGGCCAGGACUUAUUCUAAGUGACAAAGAGAAGAAAUUAUAUGCUCUCAUAGAGAUUGAGACGCUUAUGAAAAGGAGUGGGAGUUCACUCUCCUUCUAUGAAUCUAUGCCACAGCUUCCUGAAAAUACCAAAACGAUCGAGAAUGUUUUGAUCUUGGAUGAACUAAGCUAUGAUCUUGAAGCAAUGCAAGCCACUCAUGAUAGAGAUAUUCUUUUGAUGACUGAUGAACAAAGAAAGAUAUAUGAUGAGAUCAUUGGUGCCGUUGUGGAACAGAGAGGCGGUAUGUUCUUUGUUGAUGGGUUUGGUGGCACUGGAAAAACAUUUCUUUGGAAACUUCUCUCAGCUGCGGUUAGGUGUAGGGGAGAUAUAGUUCUUUGUACAGCAUCUAGCGGAAUUGCUUCUUUGUUGUUACAAGGUGGUAGGACUGCUCAUUCCCGUUUUGGCAUACCUAUCAAUCCUGAUGAUUUUACUACAUGUACAUUGCCUCAAGGAUCAGAUAAAGCAAAUUUGUUAAAGGAAGCUUCACUUAUUAUUUGGGAUGAAGCACCGAUGAUGAGCAAACAUUGUUUUGAAUCUUUAGACAGGAGUUUAAAUGAUCUUAUGGGAAAUCAAGAUCAAAAACCAUUUGGGGGAAAGGUUAUUGUGUUUGGAGGUGAUUUUCGACAAGUACUUCCUGUUAUUACUGGAGCUGGUAGGGCUGAGAUUGUGUUGUCUGCGAUGAACUCAUCAUAUCUCUGGGAAUUUUAUUUGAUGUUUUGGUUUCUUAUUUCGAACUUUCAAGUUAAGUAUUACAAUCAGUUAGUUAUAUAUUUAGCAUACACUGUUAAGUAUACUUAA